CGAAGCUGUUCAAUCGCAGCUGGUACCGAGCUACGAUUCGUAAAGAUGAUGUGGCUUUUUGGAGUACUUUUUGGGGCGUCAUUCAAUUUCGCGCCACAGGGUGACAUACCUCCCGUUCCCGCAGAUCUGCAUAAAAGAUCACCGAAUUCUAGUCUUGUCGCAAUCUAUUCCGUCUCUGGGACGUACACGGAAGUCUACUGCGAUGAAUCAUCAACCUUUGUCUCCGGAUACCAUGCAGGAUGUUUUGCAACUGGUGACCUGACAUACAAUUUUGCUACAGGCUGCGGUUGUCUGUACGAAUGUAGCCUCUCGAAGUCGUGGACGGAUUUGUAUUUUCUCGAGGGAUGGACGACUUGUACUUCUAGCAGUUACUGUGUUACAGACAUCAUUGUGAAUGACCCGAGAGCAACGAGCUCCUACAUGUUAGUUGGUUGUCAACAACGCAGUGGUCUUAGCGCGGCCCGUACUACAAAGCACCUACUAGCGUGCAUAGAAGCAUGACGAGUGGGAGUUCAUUUACGUCACCCCAACCAUCUGCCACACCUGGCGCCUCUUCUCUCCCUUCAACGUCUAGGUCCUUACCUUCCUCAUCUUCGACUACGAUUCCUCAUCUUCCUAGCUCACUAUCAAAAUCAGGUUUAAGUACAGCGGCCAAAAUUAGCAUUGGUCUUGGUGUUGCUGUUGUCCUAGGUAUCAUUAUUACGUAUGUCAUGUUUCGGGUGCGGCGACACACAAGAAAUCAUGAAGUGUUACAGAUGGACGCGACUUCA
Molecule: messenger RNA, 770 nt
Organism: Lindgomyces ingoldianus
Lineage: Eukaryota; Fungi; Ascomycota; Dothideomycetes; Pleosporales; Lindgomycetaceae
Exons: 4
Coding region: 46-501 (151 amino acids)
Source: RefSeq, a predicted model, not a curated record